AUGCCCAGCUUAGGGCUGACUGGCCCAUGCGAGGUCGUUAAAGCCCUAGUCCCAGGCAGACCGGUACGAGAUGUCAGACUGAUAUGGUGUGAAGAGGAUGGGAAACUUCUCGGGGCAUUGACCGCGCUCGGGCAGUCGACCGGUCCAGUUUCCACGCUUACAAUCCAAUCUGUGGACCUACUGGAUGAAAAGGCCAUCGUUUUCACUGGACAUGACCUUCCGCGCCUUGAAUACCUCAGCAUCGUUUCCCCUUAUUUCCAGCUUCCGGAUGACGACAUUGUGAUGGUCCUCCAACGGGGCCUUGAAGGACUUCCAUCCUUGCCGGCUGCUCAGAACACUGGGAACCAGUUUGUGACUGUGCUGUACUUUGCAGCUGCUCAAUCCGCAACAGGUCUCCACACCGAGAUGAUUCCUUUCCCAGAUACUUCACUCACGCUCGGUCAGCUCGCUCGUCUUCCAGUGGAACGUCACCCUGCUCUACAGGAUGUCUUGAACGAGAGUUCGUGGAGUGUGGAUGCUGAGAUGAACGGAUGUGAAUGA
Molecule: messenger RNA, 540 nt
Organism: Cantharellus anzutake
Lineage: Eukaryota; Fungi; Basidiomycota; Agaricomycetes; Cantharellales; Hydnaceae
Exons: 2
Coding region: 1-540 (179 amino acids)
Source: RefSeq, a predicted model, not a curated record